Monomorium pharaonis (pharaoh ant) is the source of this 3164-nucleotide messenger RNA. RefSeq lists its product as uncharacterized. Gene Ontology annotation, biological process: proteolysis. Lineage: Eukaryota; Metazoa; Arthropoda; Insecta; Hymenoptera; Formicidae. Gene Ontology annotation, molecular function: serine-type endopeptidase activity. The record is from RefSeq and is a predicted model, not a curated record. The transcript has 12 exons. The coding region runs from base 86 to 2557 and encodes 823 amino acids.
GAUUGUGUUAGACGAGAUACAUCUUUCAUUGCGGACGAGUCUUCGGGAUCAGACAAGAACACUGCGUGACCAAAGCUGAUCAAGAAUGCUAACGAGUGUGCCAAUCGUUUCAUUUUUAUUAUUAUUGGUAUUCGAGUCGAGCCUGUCGCCGACACACGGAAAGGACAUCGGACAGACAUGCGUAGUCGAUAAUUCCAAAGGUGUAUGCAAACUUUUACACGAGUGUCCGAAAGUAUAUCAGGAACUUUUGGCUGGUAAAACACCCAGUGAGACAUGUGGAUUUUUAAAUUUCGUUCCGAUAGUAUGUUGCUCAAUAACCAUUUCUGUGAUCACCAAUUCAACGCCGGCAUCGCAAUCCGAAACUACUACCCAAAUAAAUACCCCGCCACCUUUAAAAUUGGAUGAAUCAAGAGGAUCUUUAGCGCGAGCAAAAUGCGCGGAAAACGCGAAGGCGGUCUACGGUUUCACUCUAUCACCAACGCAGAUAUUAUACCCCGGAAUGAGCGACCAAAAGCCAGUUAACACAUCGCUAUGCGCCUUGACAACGCGCAAAUUAAAACUUGGUGGUGGAAAAGCUGAAGCGAAAGAAUUUCCGCACAUGGCAGCCCUCGGUUUCGAUGUCAACGAUACAAUCCAAUGGAUAUGCGGCGGUAGCCUAAUUUCCGCCAAAGUUGUCAUGACUGUAGCCCACUGCAUCGAGUCACCAUUUUAUGGAACUGUAAAUUGGGUACGACUAGGCGAUUUAAAUCUCGCGCAAACAAAUGACGACGCAAUGCCACAGACUAUUGCAAUUAAGGAAAGGAUAAAACAUCCCGAUUUCAAACGACCAUCCCAAUACCAUGAUAUAGCUAUACUGCGUUUGCAAGAGGAAGCCACGUAUAAUGCAUAUGUCAGACCGGCAUGUCUUCCGGUUGAUUGGCCUGACGUGGGUGGGAACAACAAGGCAGUUGCCACCAGAUGGGGUCUAGUCGACUGGCUUGAUGACAAAGGCUCAGACGAUUUAAUGCGAGUGACACUGAAUUUUGUCCCUCACGAUUAUUGCAACGAGACUUACGGCACUUCCAGGGGAUUCGCAUCAGGAAUCAUCGACGAAUGGCAAAUAUGUGCGGGGGGAGAAUCCGGGCUAGAUACCUGUCAGGGUGAUAGUGGAGGACCAUUCGCUGUCUUUAACACAGAUCACGAGUGCAUGUACAACGUGAUCGGAAUCAUCAGUUCCGGAAAGCUGUGCGGCGGUAAUGCACCUGGCAUCUACACUCGUGUCUACCAUUACAUUCCGUGGAUAGAGAGAACUGCAUGGCCGGAAUAUUUUCAAGAUAACGUUUCGAGGAUGUCAGUGAGCAUGCCGAUCGUUCCGUUGUUAUUACUGUUAGUGUUAGUGUCGAUCCUGUCGCCGAUACACGGAAAGCACGUCGGAGAGUCAUGUGUAAUCGACAAUAUCUCCGGUGUGUGCAGACUUUUAAACAACUGUCCAAAAGUUUAUGAAGAAUUGUUAGCGGGUAUAACGCCUAGUGAGACCUGUGGAUUUGCAGGCUUUGAUCCAAUCGUAUGUUGUCCAAUAACAAAUUCUGUAACACGCAAUUCGACGCCGAAGCUGCAAGUAGAAACUACUAAAAGAACGACUACUCCGAAAACUUGGACAGCCGAUAGAUCAAGAGGAUCUUUAGCACGAGAAAAAUGCGCAGAAAACGCGAAAGCGGUCUAUGGUUUCAAGCUACCACCUGUACUGACAUUAAAUCGGCAGCCUGUCAACACAUCGCUAUGCGCUUUAAAAACGCGCAAAUUGAUAGUCGGUGGCAAGAAAGCCGAAGCAAAAGAAUUUCCACACAUGGCGGCCGUCGGUUUCGACAGUUCCGAUACAAUUCUAUGGCUUUGCGGCGGUAGCUUAAUUUCCGCCAAGGUUGUCAUGACAGCAGCUCACUGCACUUGGACGACAGACUGGGGAAGUGCAAAAUGGGUACGGCUAGGCGAUCUAAAUCUCGUGCAAACGAAUGACAAUGCGAUGCCGCAAACUAUCGCAAUUACGGAAAGGAUAAGACAUCCCGAUUACAAACGCCCAUCCCAAUACCAUGACAUAGCUAUACUGCGUUUGGAGAAGGAAGCCACGUACAAUGAGUAUGUCAGACCAGCAUGUCUUCCGGUUGAUUGGCCUGACAUAGGUGACAAUGACAAGGCAGUCGCCACCGGGUGGGGUCUAGUCGACUGGUCCGAUGACAGAGGUUCGGACAAUCUAUUGAAAGUGACACUCAAUUUGGUCUCCCACCCAUCUUGCAACGAGAGCUUCUUUGACGGCGGCAGUUCCGUAGAGCUCAGAUUAGGGAUCGUUGACGAUUGGCAGAUAUGCGCGGGGCAAGUCGGAAAAGAUACUUGUCAGGGUGACAGCGGAGGACCACUCGCCGUCUUUAAUACGGACCACGAUUGCAUGUACACCGUGAUCGGAAUUACCAGUCUAGGACGACUCUGCGGCAGCAUCAUACCUGGCGUCUAUACACGAGUCUAUUAUUAUAUUCCAUGGAUAGAGAGAACCGCAUGGCCGAAAUAUUUUCAAGAUACCGACUAAUUUAAGUGUAUUUAUUUUACUCCUUUAACUUAUGUAUCCAUUUUCUUAAGUAUUACAUACAUUCCUUUUUUAUAUAACUUGAGUGCGGCCACCGCAGCCUUUUUUGUGCGACCGAUGUAUUUGAUUUGCAUCAGCGACAAACGUGAAUGUAAAACUGACCUCAUCUACUCAUCUACACUGUCAAUAAAAGAGAUUUUUUUGAUGUAUUAUGUCCGUGCUACAUAAACGCGAACAAGAUGAUAUAUUUAUCUUCUCGGUAGCACAUAUGAUAAAAAAUAAUAAUACUGUUACUAACAGUUCGUGUGCACAGAACACAACUAAAUUGUACACAUAUGCAUUUUUUUGGUCCGUCCAUUAUUAGAACAACAAAUCUAUGAAAAGUCGCAUUUAUCUGCAUUAUUUACAAUACAUAUAUAAUACAUGACAAACACAUUUAAGUUAACUUCAUAGAUUUGUUGUACCGCAAAAACAAGUCGUCACUCACCGAUCCGAUGAGCAAUGAAUGGAGUUGUUUAGCCACGAAGCUGCGAUCGAUAAUACUGUAACACACAAACGUAAGAUCCAAAUUAAAACAAUGCUCAAAAUAAUAAAUAUUUUAAGUGAGAAA